Messenger RNA from Eutrema salsugineum, 2061 nucleotides. Its product is annotated as E3 ubiquitin-protein ligase XBAT32. The coding region runs from base 357 to 1871 and encodes 504 amino acids. Gene Ontology annotation, molecular function: protein binding. The record is from RefSeq and is a predicted model, not a curated record. The transcript is spliced from 10 exons. NCBI's taxonomy places the organism in Eukaryota, Viridiplantae, Streptophyta, Magnoliopsida, Brassicales, Brassicaceae.
UCAGAGAGGUUUUCUGGAUGAUCUUUCCUCUAAAAGUUUUGACUUUUUUUUUUGGUUUUGGUGGUAAAUUCUUUAGAGUUUUCUUCUUUCUAAAAGUGGGAUGAUGAUGAUCUGUGCAUGAGAGAAUUAAGAACAACAAAUCCCCCAAUAGAUGUUUUAAUCAUUCGAAGAGGAGAAUUUCUCCAGUUGUGUAUUCUACUUCUCUGAUUCUUUCGAGCUGAUUUUCGAAUUGUAAAUAUAUGAUCACUUGCUGCAAUUGGAAAUCCAAAAGAUUUUUCGUUUUAUGAGGAUCGGUUAGGGUUCAUCUUGAUUGUUUUGGGAAUCCGAUCAAGAUUUCAGCUUUGUACCAUAAAGCGAUGAGGUUUCUGAGCCUCGUCGGAAAUUCAUUCGGUUGUUCCGCGUCCGGCGAACGCUUAGUAUCAGCGGCCAGAGACGGCGAUUUACAGGAAGCCAAGGCUCUCUUAGAUUACAACCCAAGACUCGCUCGCUACUCCACUUUCGGCGUUCGCAACUCUCCUCUCCAUUACUCCGCCGCUCAAGGCCACCACGAGAUAGUUUCUCUGUUGGUGGAAUCAGGAGUUGAUAUUAAUCUCCGGAACUACCGUGGACAGACGGCUUUGAUGCAAGCUUGUCAACAUGGUCAUUGGGAGGUUGUUUUGAUCCUGAUUCUUUUUGGUGCUAAUAUUCACAGAUCAGACUACCUAAAUGGCGGUACUGCUCUGCACCUCGCGGCUCUAAACGGUCACCCUCGGUGUAUCAGGAUACUUCUUUCCGAGUACAUACCAAGUGUCCCUAAUUGCUGGAGCCUGUUGAAGAAUAAGAAAUCCUCAAUUGCUGGAUUUGAUCCAAGUGUUCUUCACGAAGUGAUAAGCAGAGCAGCAGAUGGAGGAAUCACACCUCUUCAUGUGGCGGCUCUUAACGGACACAUUGAGACGGUGCAGUUACUCUUGGAUUUGGGAGCUUCGGUUACUCAGGUCACUGUGGAAGAUGGAACCACAAUAGAUCUUAUAGGUGCUGGGAGUACAGCUCUCCAUUAUGCUUCAUGUGGCGGAAACACGCAGUGUUGCCAGCUUUUGAUCGAUAAGGGUGCCUCUUUAUCUGCCGUAAACUCCAAUGGAUGGACGCCAUUGAUGGUUGCUCGUUCAUGGCACCGGAACUGGCUGGAAGAAACCCUGAACCGAACCACAGAGCAGCCACAAAGCCAUCAGCCAAAAGUCCCCUCUCCUUUCCUCUGCCUUCCUCUAAUGAGCAUUGUCAAGAUUGCUCAAGAAUGCGGCUGGCGAGGAAACGAUUGCCUCACUCCAUGUCGUGACCCUUGUGCUGUUUGUUUGGAAAAGAAGUGCACUGUAUCCGCAGAUGGAUGUGGUCAUGAGUUCUGCACAAACUGUGCAUUAUAUCUAAGCACCACGAACAUAACAUCGUCCAAGACAUCGAAAGCCACACCAGGCUCAGUCCCAUGUCCACUUUGUCGCUACGGCAUUGUCUCUUUCACCAAGCUUCCCCAUACAAGAGCAACAACAACAGCAACAUCAUCAAGAACAAGCAUCUCCUUGUCCUUUUGCACUUGCUCCUCUGAUGUCUUAGACACAGCUCUCCUCACCAACCCUCACUACAGUUGUAAACCGGUUGUCUCAAGAGCUGGUUCUCGAAUUUCACAAUCAUCAUCGUUUCGGUCUCUUAGCUGCCAUCGGUUCCCUCCAAGUCUCUGCCUCGGUGGCUCGGAUGUUGACGAACCGCAAAGCCGGUUAAUGAAUGGAUCGUAUUCAAGAUCUGGUUUAGGGUUCAGGAGAUCGACGUCGCAGGUUGAAGGAAAACGUUCUUGGUUUUCUGCACUUAACCAUUGUGUUACUACCGGUGGAAGUGCUUGCUGACGCAAACGCAGUCGCCGUUUUUUUUUUCCUUUUUUUUUUCAAUUUUUGUUCCCAUUUUUUGGGAGAAAAAGAUGUGCCAAUUGGUUCUGUGAAUGGUGUCAUUGGUGUGGUGAUUAUUCAUUUUGUAAUAAUUGAAAAUGUUAUAAUAAAUAUAAUUAAUUUGGCUUUGCCGUUUACAUUGAGAAAAAUA